Molecule: messenger RNA, 420 nt
Organism: Homarus americanus (American lobster)
Lineage: Eukaryota; Metazoa; Arthropoda; Malacostraca; Decapoda; Nephropidae
Product: actin cytoskeleton-regulatory complex protein PAN1-like
Exons: 1
Coding region: 1-420 (139 amino acids)
Source: RefSeq, a predicted model, not a curated record
AUGGUGCUCCCCAGUAUGGUGACCUCCAGCAUGGUCCUCCCCAGUAUGGUGACCUCCAGCAUGGUCCUCCCCAGUAUGGUGACCUCCAGCAUGGUCCUCCCCAGUAUGGUGACCUCCAGCAUGGUGCUCCCCAGUAUGGUGACCUCCAGCAUGGUGCUCCCCAAUAUGGUGACCUCCAGCAUGGUGCUCCCCAGUAUGGUGUCCCUCAGUAUGGUGGCCCUCAGUAUGGUGGCCCCCAGCACGGUAGCCCCCAGCACGGUGGCCCCCAGUAUGGUGGCCCCCAGUACGGUGGCACCCAGUAUGGUGGCCCCAGUAUGGUGGCCCCCAGCACGGUGGCCCCCAGCACGGCGGCUCCCCGGUGCGGGCUUAAUCACCGCGACUCAGGAGACUGGGAGGGCAUCCAUCACGGGCGGGUUAUGA